AUGGAUGUCCUGCAAAGUCUGCCUUUGCCGUCAAUUGACCGGCCGUUUGGCAUUCACCUAUGGCCUAUCUUCGACAAGGCCUUCGAGCUGGUGGUGGGCUAUCCCGCCAGCGAAUUUCGCUUCGAAGAAGGCGUGACGCCCAUGUCUACUUUCAAAGAAACCGCCGUGGCGCUCGUUGCCUACUAUGUCAUCAUCUUUGGUGGCCGUGAGUUCAUGAAGAACAGACCUGCCUUCAAGCUCAACACUCUCUUCAUGAUCCACAAUCUUUACCUCACCCUGAUCAGCGGCACUCUCUUGGCUCUCUUCAUUGAGCAGCUUCUCCCUACUGUCUGGAGACAUGGUAUCUUCUAUGCUAUCUGUGAUCACGACGGUGGAUGGACGCGGCCUCUUAUUGUUCUGUACUACCUCAACUACUUGACCAAGUACCUCGAACUCAUCGACACUGUCUUCCUGUUCCUCAAGAAGAAGCCUCUUACCUUCCUUCAUACCUACCACCACGGCGCUACGGCGCUUCUCUGCUAUACCCAGCUUAUUGGUUUGACUGCGGUUCAAUGGGUUGUCAUUGACAUCAACCUUCUGGUGCACGUCGUCAUGUACUGGUACUACUUCCAGAGUGCCCGUGGUAUCCGUAUCUGGUGGAAGGAGUGGAUCACCCGUCUCCAGAUCAUUCAGUUCGUCAUCGAUCUCGGCUUCAUCUACUUCGCUUCCUACACCUACUUCUCCUCUACUUACUUCCCCUGGGUUCCCAACAUGGGCAAGUGCGCCGGCGAGGAGUUUGCCGCCUUCUCCGGCAUGGCUGUCAUCAGCUCUUACCUCUUCCUUUUCAUUUCCUUCUACGUCGCAACCUACAAGAAGGCUGCCAAGGCCGGCCGUCCCCGCCGCAACACUGGCAAGCAGGCUGUUAUCGACAUGGCCAAGUUCGAGGUCUCUGCGCCGCACGCUGACGCCAAGGGCAACAACAAGUCCAACGGAGCUGCUGUGUCGACCGGUCGUGCCAAUGGCCCGGUUACCCGCUCCCGCAAGGCUUAA
Molecule: messenger RNA, 1029 nt
Organism: Aspergillus neoniger CBS 115656
Lineage: Eukaryota; Fungi; Ascomycota; Eurotiomycetes; Eurotiales; Aspergillaceae
Product: elongation of very long chain fatty acids protein
Exons: 3
Coding region: 1-1029 (342 amino acids)
Biological process (GO): fatty acid elongation, saturated fatty acid; fatty acid elongation, polyunsaturated fatty acid; very long-chain fatty acid biosynthetic process
Cellular component (GO): endoplasmic reticulum membrane
Molecular function (GO): fatty acid elongase activity
Source: RefSeq, a predicted model, not a curated record